Molecule: messenger RNA, 611 nt
Organism: Tribolium madens (black flour beetle)
Lineage: Eukaryota; Metazoa; Arthropoda; Insecta; Coleoptera; Tenebrionidae
Gene: RpL21
Product: 60S ribosomal protein L21
Exons: 2
Coding region: 95-574 (159 amino acids)
Biological process (GO): translation
Cellular component (GO): cytosolic large ribosomal subunit; ribosome
Molecular function (GO): structural constituent of ribosome
Source: RefSeq, a predicted model, not a curated record
CAAAAGAUGUCACUGCUUUAUGAGCCUUAACCGGAAAUUGAGUCCGCCAUUUUCUUCCUUUGUAAAACGUGUUCUGCUAGGCAGAUUUUGAAAAAUGACGAAUUCGAAAGGUUAUCGUCGGGGAACUCGGGACCUCUUCUCUCGGAAGUUCCGCAAACAUGGAGUUAUUCCUCUCUCGACUUACAUGAAAGUGUACAAAGUCGGAGAUAUUGUUGAUAUCAAAGGCAAUGGGGCAGUACAGAAAGGCAUGCCAUACAAGGUUUACCAUGGAAAAACCGGUCGUGUCUUCAAUGUAACAGCUCACGCUUUGGGUGUGAUUGUUAACAAGCGUGUUGGGGGCCGAAUUAUCCCCAAACGUAUCAAUAUUCGUAUCGAGCAUGUGAACCACUCCAAGUGUAGACAAGACUUCUUGACCAGAGUGAAGCAAAACGAAAAGUUGCGAAAGGAAGCCAAGGAGAAGAACAUCAAAGUUAACUUGAAGAGACAACCGGCCCAGCCAAGGCCUGCACACAUCGUCAGUGGGAAAGUCCCAGCCGUUCAAUUGGCUCCUAUCCCCUACGAAUUUAUUGCUUAAUUUGUACGCCUUUUGUGUAAUAAAGACAUAAAACAAA